Messenger RNA from Linum trigynum, 5500 nucleotides. The record is from the annotation of a GenBank genome assembly. Lineage: Eukaryota; Viridiplantae; Streptophyta; Magnoliopsida; Malpighiales; Linaceae.
ACAAUUAGAAUCAAGAAACAAACCAACGCUAGGAUUGGUAUUCAUUGGAGACGCGCCAUCACAUUUCGUGUUCUCGGGAAGUUGUUCCCUCUCAAAUUCAUUCAUCGAAGAAUACAUAAGAUGUAGGCUAAAAUUGGGGGAAUUAGGGUUGGAGAAAUUAGCAAUGGCUACUUUCAAGAAACAAUUGCCUUCCACCUCGAUCAUGACUGUGCUCUCUAUGGAUGGCCUUGGAUGAUUGAAGACCAUUAUAUCGCGGCUGAACCAUGGAGACUCAACUUCGACCUUUACUUCGACUCAAUUGAUAGGGCUUCUGUUUGGGUAAGACUUUCAUGCCUUCCUUUAGCUUACUUUAAUGAAAGAAUCUUAAACGACAUUGGGGAUAAGCUAGGUCGAGUGGAGAAGAUUGACUAUAACAUGACAAAUGGUUUUAGAGGCAAUUACGUACGAAUUUGUGUGGAGAUUGAUCUUAAGAAGAGACUCAUUUCAAAAUAUAGAAUCAAAAGAAGGGUAAGAAGAGUGGAAUAUGAGGGUAUACACACUAUGUGUUUUCUCUAUGGCUACUAUGGACACCUUGAGGAGAACUGCCCCUGUCAUCUACAAAGAGUCAAACGACACCAGAGGAGAAGUUGAAAGAAAGAGAAAAUUCCACACUUAAGCAAGAAAUCAGACCGGAGAAACUACAAGAUUUUGAUCCUUAGAUGCUUGCAACAAAACCAAAAAGGAAAACCCAUCAACGAAAAGUGAAGAAAGUGGGGGUUGAAGAUAACACCAAGGUGACAUCGGGGGCAAACACUGAAUCGGGUUCAAGGUUGGUUGUGUUGGCCUCAUAUGAAGCUAUGGACGAUGGCAUGGAUGUGGAGAAUGUUGAGGAAUUUCACGUUGAGAUGGUGACUGAAGCUAUAGGCGAGAAUAUCGAGUAAAAAGCAAAGGGCAUGAGAAGAAAUCACAAGAAACUACAAAUGAGGGGAUAAUGAAAAGAAAAAAAGAGUUGUAGAAAGCAAACAACCGUCUAUCUCACUAUACAAAAAGGAACCCCAUAACAUCUCACCUUUUAUAUCCAAACAAGUCAAGACUAAUGAGUCCAAAGGGAAAGCCCUAGUUUCCUCGGCUAAAGACCCAUUUCUCUCCUACCCCAUUGCUAGAGGUAAUGCUCAAGGAAGAGGGGGCCUUGACAAGCAUCAAAGAGGAAACAACUCAUCCUUCACCUCACAUAAAAUCAUUAAACAAGGAAAGGCAAGUUAUUUUUGAGGGAAGGACAAAGCAGCUCCUCCUUCUCAGCCUAAGGAAGUUAUCCUCCAAGGGGUCAACUCCUUGGUGAAAAAGAAACCUCCUGAUUUGUUGGAGUUGAAGAAGCUAGAUUUUUAUGCUAGCUGCAAGGGAAGGAAGUCUCAGCUAGAAAGUUAUGAGACUGCUCCAGCUGGUGGGACAAUAAUGGGUGAGACAGUCCUUGGGUCUCAGCAGGGAAGACUUUUCUUCUAUGAUUGGUGUCCUUCCUGGAAUUGCGGGGGUGAAAAACACCCCAGUUCAAAUCUUUUUGUGAUUUGUAUAAAGCUGAACAUUCCUCGAAGGUGGUCUGUAUUUGGAACCUCGUAUUUGCGAUGAUAAGGCCAAGAUUGUGAUUAAAUCUCUUGGCUUUGACUCGUCUGAAGUCUAUGAAGCGGUGAGAUUUAAAGGAGGCAUAUGGGUGUUAUGGGACAUCAAGUCUGUGUAGCUCCACCUCAAGGAAAAGAGUAAUCAAUUCAUCCACAUGUCCUACAACAUUGAUGGGAAAGAGGUUGGGUUCUUGACUACAGUUUAAGCUAGCCCUAACUACCAUGAAAUAAGUUAUCUCUAGACUUCGAUAAAGAGCAUAGCUAGAAGGAUGGACAAGCCAUGGAUGCUUCUUGGCAAGUUUAACUUGAUCACAUUCCCGUCGGAGAAGUAAGGUGGUGCUGCUUUCAAUCCUACUCGUGUGGAAGCUUUCAACGAUUGCAUCAAGGAUUGCAGUCUGGUGGAUAUUGGUUUCAUUGGACCAAAAUUUACUUGGGCCAAAAUCUAUGGGUUAAAAGAAAGACUCGAAAGAUGUAUCUUUAAAGCAUAUUGGAUUUAUAAGUUCCCGGAUACUAUGAAUUACCACCUUACUAAGAUCAAGUCCGACCACCGGCCAUUUAUGGUUUGUGAGGGUAGACCUCAGCAGAAAACCCCCUUGGUGAGAAGAUUUCAUUUUCUCACUCCUUAGCUGGCUCAUGAUGGUUUCCAUAAUUGUGUUUCCUCUUUGUGGAACUACGCCUCUAGUUUUUGCCUUGUUUGCAGGAACUGAUCGGGAAGCAGUUGUGGAGCUAGGGGUGUUUGGCUCCGUCACGGGGCACAAGUAAAUUUUGGUAAAAUGAUUAUAAAUCCCUAUGUAUGAAAAUGAAGAGGAUUGAACUCACCGAUUUAAAAUAACGUAAAUGUAUUUUAUCACUAUACUAAAGCCCACUUACUGUUAUUUGAUUGUCAUAAUUUAAUUUCAUAUACUAUAAAUGAAAUCUCCAAUCUAAAAUGUAUAUUAUGAAAAAAAGACACACCUAAUUUUUGGAUCUGGCUCCGCCACUGCCGGGAAGCUCUAGGAAUGGAACAAGAAGAUCUUCGACAAUAUUUCCAUUAGGAAAAGAAAGCUUCUCGAGUGGCUUGGCAAGCUGGAGAGAUGUUGAACGAAAGAGCACCAUCAAGUCACUCUCGAGCUUAGGAAAGAGUCACUAGGGAAGAUCUUGAACAUACACCUUGUCAAAAAGAGCUUCUUUGGCGUCAUAAAUCGAGGACCAAUUGGGUACUUUUUGGAGAUGGCAACACAAAGUUCUUCCAUACAAGCACACUCACAAGAAGGAAAAAGGAAUCAGGUCACCAAGCUCAAAAAUGAAGAAGGCCUUUGGAUUAUUGACCCGGAAGAGCUCAUUAUCCACUCAAGAGAGUACUAUGUCAAUCUUUUCACUAAAAAGGAUCUGGAUUUCUGUAAUUCCCUUGCUGCUGACUUUCCAAUGGUUGAGGUUUCUGGACUGGCCCGGGUGGAAUCUUUAUCUAUGCUUGACGAAAUCGGAGGGAUUAUCAUGACAAUGGGAGGAAAGAAAGCCCGGGGACCUGAUGGUUUUCAUGAUAUCUUCUUUCAAAAGUUGUGGGAUGUUUUGGGAUCUAACUUUUCUAAUUUUUUUAGUUCUUGUUUCAGGAACCCAGAGCUCAUUGGUGCUAUUAACUCUAUAGCAUUGGCUUUGAUCACUAAAAUAGAGUGCCAUGUGUCCAUGGCUCAAUUCAGGCCAAUUAGUUUGUGUAACGUGGGGUAUAAACCGAUUGCCAAGUGCAUCGCUAAUAGGUUGAAAAGUCUGAUGCCUCACCUUAUUCAUCCUAAUCAAACUAGUCCACACGAUGUCUCUAAAAUAGGCACAUCACUGAUAAUAUAUUGAUUUUAUAGGAAACUGUCCACACGAUGUCUCUAAAAUCGAGAAAGAAAGAUCGCAUUAUCCUCAAAGUGCACCUUGCCAAAGCUUAUGACUACAUCGAUUGGGAGUUCCUUGAAGAAACACUGUGAUUCGCCCACCUUCCUAAAGACAACAUUCGUUUGAUCAUGGGAUGUGUCACAACUAAAGAGCUUCAUGUCCUUUGGAAUGGAUGCACCACAUAUGUGUUCAAAUCGAGUCGAGGCUUCCGUCAGGGAUGUCUCUUAUAUCCUUACCUCUUUACUUUAUGCAUUGAAAGACUUAUCCAUUGCAUUCGUAGGGAGGUGCUGGAUCAUAUAGUUGGGAACCAAUGUUGUUGUCUAAGAGGGGGCCUACCCUGUCUCACUUGUUCUUUGCCGAUAAUUUGGUGUUGUUUGCUGAAGUUUCUCUCCCUCAAGCUAAUGUGAUUAUGAAUGUCUUGAUAAAUUUUGUUAUGCUUCUAGGGAGAUGAUCAGUAAAGUUAAAUCUAGGGUCUUUUCUCUAGAAAUGUGUCUGGUAAGCAUCGGAAGGAUAUUUGUACUUGUCUAGGGAUCCAAGCUACCAUGGACCUUGGUUAUUACCUUGGUGUGCUUGUGUUAUAUGGUAGACUGACCCCUAAUACAUAUAAGUAUAUUUUGGAGAAAUUGGUUGUUAUGGUACUAUACACUUCGGUGAUUCUAGCAGAGGAUAAAGCUCUUCUACUAGCAUCAAAUCUUGACAAGGCUCACACGGUGGCAUUCACUAGCUGCAUGAAUCUAGUUAAUACUCUAGAGUAUCAUCGAUUCAAUUGGUUUUGGGAUGUACCAUAUGGACCUGUUGUAUGAUAGACCUCCUUGUUCAAUGCGACUACACCAAUUUUUUUUUGUCUUUCAUUUCUCGUCAUUUUCAAACGAGCUAGAUUGUAAUAGAUAUGGUUCCAAAAAACCUAUACUAUAAUCGAAUUCAGAUUCUCAAUAUCACCUCAACAAUAGGUAAAAAGUUAACUACACAAGACAUUAUUUAAGAAAAUGAUAUCACUAUAACUACUACGUGAUAUGUUCAAAACAAAUUAAAUGAGUUUAUGAACAAAAAAAUAAUCACACAUUUCAAUAUGUAGCACAAUUUUCAAUAAAUUCAUAAAUGGAGAAUGAAUGACCGUCUAUUAUCGUUUGGAAAAACAAAUUAUUGUAUAACCAAAGAACCCUUGAACAUAAUUAUUGAAAAAUCUGUAUAAUUUGUUUUAAAGUAUAGAGAUUGUAAAACAAAUAUGAAAGAUAACAUAAUUAAAAUUUUGUUAUUGAUCAAAUUCAUAUGAAAAGAGCGAUUAAAUUCCGAACAAAAAAUUAUUUACACAUUUCAAUUUUUAACAUAUUUUUUAAAAUAUUUUAUAGUUGAAAAAUGAAUGUCUAUAAGUAUUAUUGUAUAAAAAUAAUUAAUUAUAUUACCAAAUCAACCCUCUAAACAUCAGGGUUUUGAAGUUAAUAAUUAUUGGCUUUUUAUUUUUUUUGAACUGGUUAAUAAUUAUUGGCUUAGUUCAAUAUCGUAACGGAAAAAAGAACAUUGAAUUUAAUAUGAAAAUGACAAAAAGAAAACUGAUUACGUAUACCUCAAAUUUGGAAGAGAACAAACUCUACCAGGGACGGGUUAGUAUGCUAACCCCUUAAGGGGUUGGUUUUUUGACACCCCCUUUAAUUGGUCAAUUUUUCAUUAAUUAUUGACCAGUAUUAAUGAAAUUAAAUAUAAUAAAUGUUCUGUUAUUAAAUACAAAGUAAGCAUUAAAUACACUACAUUAAUUACCACUUUACUGGUAUUUGUACCACUGCACUGAUACUCAGAUAUGACAUUGCUACCAGUGCACUGAUAUCGCUACCAGUGCAGUGGUAUAUCUACCAGUACAGUGGUACAACGUAUCAGUGCAGUAGUAUAUCUACUAGUACAGUGGUAUACCGUAUCAGUGCAGUGGUAUAUUUUUUGGAGGUGGUCGGAGGGAGUCUGCCGAUGGGAUUUUCACCGGAGAAGUGUGGCGGUCGGAGGAAGUCUGGUGGUCGGAGACUGCUGAAAAAGGAAAAAUCAAAUAUAGUGAGAGAAUUCCU